Messenger RNA from Salvia splendens (bonfire salvia), 3215 nucleotides. Its product is annotated as flowering time control protein FPA. The record is from RefSeq and is a predicted model, not a curated record. The coding region runs from base 131 to 2926 and encodes 931 amino acids. Lineage: Eukaryota; Viridiplantae; Streptophyta; Magnoliopsida; Lamiales; Lamiaceae. The transcript has 6 exons. Gene Ontology annotation, molecular function: RNA binding.
CAAAUCGAACAAUUCUCAGCUCAGCUCCGAAAGCCCUAAUUUACAUCGAUUCCCCUCUUUCUCUCUUUCAACCUCCGUCGAUCUCUUCCUUCCGUUUCCGCCUCAUACUUUUCGAUUGGGUUCAAUUCUAAUGAGGCCGGCCGGGAUUCCAGCUCCGGGCUACGGCGGCGGCGGCGGCGGCGAUAUGCAGCGGGAGAACCCUCCCUCGAACAAUCUAUGGAUCGGUAACGUGUCGCAGGACGUUAGUGAGGCUGAGCUGAAGGCGCUAUUCGAGAAAUACGGCAAAAUCGAUAGCGUGACGACGUACUCAGCUCGCAACUACGCAUUCCUGCAGUUCAAGGAAAUGGAGGAGGCGAGAUCCGCGAAAUUGGCUCUCCAGGGCUUCUAUUUCCAUGGAAGUUCCUUAAAAAUCGAGUUUGCAAAACCGGCUAAACCUUGUAAAAGCUUGUGGGUGGCUGGAAUAAGUCAAUCUGUUUCCAAAGAAGAACUGGAGAAUGAAUUCCUCAACUUUGGAAAAAUCCAGGAAUUCAGGUUCCUCAGAGAUCGGAGCACUGCUUAUGUUGAUUAUGUUGCACUGGAGGAUGCUACCCAGGCACUGAAGACAAUGAAUGGGAAACAGAUUGGUGGGGCUCAUAUACGUGUGGAUUAUCUCAGGUCACAGUCUUCCAAAAGAGAGCUUGGUCCAGAUGCUCCUGGUAGGAAUAUGUGGAUUGGACAUGAUUCCAUGAGCAAUUAUUCUGACCCUAAUCUUGCUGGGACCAAAAGGAAAAAUCAAUUCCUUCCAGCUGGAUUGCAAUAUGGAGAUGCACCGCAUAGUAAAGUUCUAUGGAUAAGAUAUCCUCCUGCCGUUGUUAUUGAAGAAGAUAUGCUCCAUAAUGCCUUCAUUCUAUUUGGGGAAAUAGAGAGGAUUAAGACAAUUAGUGACAAGAGCUGUGCUUUCGUAGAGUUCAGAAGUGUCGAAGAAGCAAGGCGUGCCAAAGAAGGAUUACAGGGAAAACUCUUCAAUGAUCCCAGGAUAUUAAUUGAGUACUUUAGUGGAGAAUUCCCUGGAGGGAGAGGACAAUUUAGUGAAUAUGCACUUCAACCAGGUCAGAUGGACAUUCUUGGUCUUAACCAUACCGCUUUACUAGGCAAUAAUCCUGGAAUUCCAUCCCUUGGAAUUCGAGGAGCGGAGUUAUAUGUGAGGCCACCCUUAGGGCCUCAUAGUACGUUUGAAUUACAGAACCCUAGUCCCAAAACAUUGAUGGGAGGGCCGUCUUGGAAUAGGUUAUCUCCUCCACCUGGAAUAGUUUCUUCUCCGUCAAUAGGUUUCAAUAUACCAAACAGGUCCGGGCCUGGUACAAUGGACGUUUUUGAUGCUAACCAUUUUCAAAGGGACUCCAAAAGGUCAAGGUAUGAGACAGCUUUACCUUCAGAAAGAGCUGAAUUGGAUGAGCCGUAUGGACUGCCUUUAGCUAGAAGUAGUGGAGCAUCUGGUUCUAUGACAAGGGGCAUGAUUGGUGGGUCCGGCCAGCGUCAUGCUGAACAUGAUUGCAUAUGGAGGGGUCUUAUUGCAAAGGGUGGCACACCUGUUUGUCAUGCUCGAUGUGUUGCUCUGGGAGACGGCCUUGCUGCUGAUCUCCCUGACGUGGUUAAUUGCUCUGCGCGAACUGGAUUGGACUUGCUGAGCAAACAUUAUGAGGAUGCUACUGGGUUUGAUAUUGUGUUCUUUGUACCUGACAGUGAGGAGGAUUUUGCUUCGUAUACAGAGUUCUUGAGAUACCUGGGUUCAAAAGACAGGGCAGGAGUUGCGAAGUUAGAUGAUGGGACAACCUUAUUUCUAGUGCCUCCAUCUGAUUUCUUGACUAAAGUUCUAAAAGUUUCAGGGCCGGAACGUCUUUAUGGAGUUGUUCUCAAAUUUUCUGAUGUAGCUCUUAGCAGCGCUCCCACUAAUCCGCAGUUAAGUCAUCCUCAGUAUGCAAAUCCGCACAAAUUGACUGUUCCACAUACUGGAUAUGCUCCUAAUCAAUCAGAGAAAUGGCCUUUGGAUAACUGUAGAGUUCUCCCUGAGGAUCCAAACAUGCUUCCAAAAGUUCCUACUCCUGUAACUGGCUCUUUUCCUGCACACUCUGUUCCCCCAGCUACAGUUGCAACACAAUCUGGCUUAGCUUUGACACCUGAACUCAUUGCAACUCUGACAUCACUACUUCCUCCAAACAAUGCUUCUUCUGGUUUACAAACUGCAUCAUCACUGCAGACCACCUCUACGUUGGGUGCAGCAUCACAUGUUACUGGUGGUCCUGACAAUGUGGCUCCCUGGAAGCAUGAGCAGCAGUUGGUAGGUCAGGCCAGUCACCUCUUGCAACAGCUAGGUAGCCAGAUCAACCCACAGUUGCACCAUCUGCAGGCAGCUCAAACUGCUCAUGCAGGUGCAAAUGCAGCUAACCAGUUCCAUCAAAUGUACAUUCCAAACAGCCAGAUGAAUGAUCACCCAAUCAAUAUGGCGACUCAAGGUGCUGCUUCAUCUAAACCAGUAACACCUGUUUUUUCCUCGCAAAGUGGACAUGAUAUCAACCCAUACUAUCUACAAGGGGUUUCUCAGGAUGUCUUGAUGGGUCAGGGGAUGGAUAAUGGAAAAGAUGCUCAGAGGUUGUAUAACCCAUCUGUUGUCCAGCAACCGGGUUAUCCUAUGGCUUCACCGAAUCAACUUAGUGGUGUUCCCCAGCCACAGCCGUAUAUGCCAUUACCUUCUUCCAGAAUAGAGGCAGCACAUCAAAGUCAGCCGCCUCAGGGUGCUCCUCCAUCUGGGGCAACCCAGGAAAGUGCCGAAACAGAGGCUGACAAAAAUGAACGUUACAAGAGUACACUUCUGUUUGCAGCUAAUCUUCUCUCCCGAAUACACCAACCAUCGGGUAAUCAACCGGAGCAGGGUGCAGGGAGUCAUUGAAUGCCCUUUCUUCAUCAGAAAAAUUAAAGUGGGUAAACUGUGAUGUGGGUGCAUCACCAGUCGAAGCAGCCAAGGAAUUGUGGAUGGCGCCAUUAUUCAUUCCUUUUUCCCUCUCGUUUUGUUGGCUUCAUAGGAGCUUUACUUUUGCCAUUUUCUUAAUUUUUCUCUCCCCUUUGGUAGUUUGUACUACUAUAAUAUAACUGGCUUAUAUGCCCGGUAACUGCUAUCUUGUAGGAAAAAUCAUGGACUGCUUUUUCUUUUUAUGUGAGUUUCUACAUUUUCUCUUUCA